Messenger RNA from Pelmatolapia mariae (spotted tilapia), 4389 nucleotides. It is a transcript of the gene nrbp2b, whose product is annotated as nuclear receptor binding protein 2b. NCBI's taxonomy places the organism in Eukaryota, Metazoa, Chordata, Actinopteri, Cichliformes, Cichlidae. The record is from RefSeq and is a predicted model, not a curated record. The transcript is spliced from 18 exons. Gene Ontology annotation, molecular function: protein serine/threonine kinase activity; ATP binding. Gene Ontology annotation, biological process: protein phosphorylation; intracellular signal transduction. The coding region runs from base 588 to 2078 and encodes 496 amino acids. Gene Ontology annotation, cellular component: cytoplasm; endomembrane system.
UGGCAGGAGCCCACAGCUUCAGAUCCUGCAACGCCGACAAUGACGCGUGUGGGAGAUGGUCGACAAAACUGAGUCUCCUCCAUAAAGCAGACGACGUCUGCGGUGGGAAAUGAGUGCGCUGGGCUCAGAGGGAAUUCUUUGGCUUCGCCGAUCGACCUUCGCUUGAUUGUAAAUGGACAGAUUGGCAGGAGAGCAUUUCGCAACCUCUUUUACAUGCAGCCUACAGGGCGCAUGAAGUCUGGGGAUAUAUUUUCCACCCCAUUUAGUCCGGCCAGACGCGCAAUGCAUGCACUUGUGUUUUUUAUCUAAGGACGGUGUGGGAUUCCUUUUAACUGUCUGAGGAUUGCCGAGUUUUUCCUUUAAGAUACACCGGUUUGUUUCUGCAAGAUGUUUUGAGCGCCAAGGGGGUUGAGAGAGAGAGAGAGAGAGAGAGACGUUGGCUGGCUGUGGGAGGGGGUUCUUACUGCGCACACAAGCGGCUCGCCUCUACCCCACAACAACAACAAAAACACACAGAGGCGAUAGUGAAGGAGCGAGGGAACGCGGAGAAGUGUUGGAGUGGAAAUCUGGAAAUAUACGGCGCUAAAAUGACGAUGUCCGUCCCGGAGAGGAAGUCAGGAUCGGAGGGAAAGGAGGAGGAGAGCGAGGAUGAGAGCGAGAUCCUGGAGGAGAGCCCCUGCGGCCGCUGGCAGAAACGGAAAGAGCAGGUCAGUCAAGGUAAUGUUCCAGGUGUGGAAAGUGCCUCUUUGGCCAUGGACACGGAGGAAGGAGUGGAGGUGGUGUGGAAUGAAGUACUCUUCUUAGACAAGAAAGUCUUUAAAGCACAAGAGGAGAAGAUCAAGGAGAUGUUUGAGAACCUGAUGCAGGUCGAACACCCCAACAUUGUCAAGUUCCACAAGUACUGGCUGGACAUGAAGGAGAGCCAGGCUCGAGUUAUAUUCAUCACUGAAUACAUGUCGUCAGGCAGCCUCAAGCAGUUCCUGAAGAAAACCAAGAAAAACCACAAGACUAUGAAUGUGAAGGCCUGGAAGAGAUGGUGCACACAGAUUCUCUCUGCGCUUAGUUAUCUGCACUCUUGCGAUCCACCGAUAAUCCAUGGAAACCUGACUUGUGACACCAUCUUCAUCCAGCACAACGGCCUCAUCAAGAUUGGCUCAGUGUGGCAUCGGCUAUUUGUUAAUGUUUUCCCAGAUGCAAGUGUUCAUAGCAAAGGGAGGCAACAUCGCGAUGAGCAGAGAAAUCUUCAUUUCUUUGCUCCAGAAUAUGGAGCUGGCGAAGAUGGUUACGCCAUAGACAUCUUCUCCUUUGGAAUCUGUGCUCUGGAGAUGGCUGUGCUGGAGAUCCAGGCCAAUGGAGAUAGCGCUGUGUCCAAGGAGGCCAUAGUCAAUGCGGGUCAAUCUCUGGAAGACCCUCUCAUGAGAGAGUUCACCCAGUCUUGUUUGCAUCACGACUCCAAGCUCCGUCCUACAGCUCACGACCUCUUGUUCCACCGAGUCUUGUUCGAAGUCCACUCGCUCAAACUGCUCGCCGCCCAUUGCCUCAUCAACAACCAGUACUUGCUUCCAGAGAACUGUGUGGAGGAGAAAACCAAGUCAUUUGACCCCAAUGCUGUCAUGGCAGAGAUUAAACAUGAAGACAGACAGGGAGUUCAGCUCAAGUAUUCCCACGUGUCCCCAUUGGAACUUGACAAGUUUCUAGAGGAUGUCAAGAAUGGAAUCUACCCAUUGAUGAAUUUUGCCUCAACGCGGCCUCAUCCCGUCCCCCGAGCGCUCUCCUUGUCUCAGGAGCAGGUUGAAACGGUCAAGACGCCGACUCCUGAACCCCAGGAGACAGAGACAAGGAAGGUAGUUCAGAUGCACUGUAAUUUGGAGUCAAAUGAAGAAGGGACCAAAACUCAUCUCUCUUUGUUUCUAAAGAUGGAUGAUAAACUUCACAGGCAGCUCAGCUGCGACAUCCUUCCAACUGACACCUCCAAAGACCUCGCCAGUGAACUUGUUCACUACGCCUUCAUAAAUGAGGUAGACGGAAAAGCUUCUUUGUUUUUACAUUUUAAUGAUCUGGGAACAGGAGGACAGUGAGAAGGUGGCGGGGUUCCUGGAGAAUGCCAUCAAACAACACCGGGUCCGAGCGCUCGCUUCUGGGAGCAUGCAGUGAGGAGGGGUCCCGACAGGCUCUGGCCCAGAUGGAGGGUCCCGGGGCAUUGAUCACUCAGAUGGAGAGAGAGCGAGAGAGGGCAGCGGGUAGGACGAGACAGCCGUGGACCUGAGGAAGAACAGGGAGCUGACCCAAUGGGGAAUAAAAAAAGGGACAAACACAGAUGGAUGCUGCACCUUGACAGACAGUAAAUCAUCCCAGUGAGAAGGAAUGAAAAAUGCCAACAGUGAGAGUGAAACCGAAGGCGCCUCUGGUUGGAGGACCAGAGGAAUCACGGCUGCGUCCAGCAACCCCACAGAGCAGAGGAAGAUUGACAAACUCCCUGCCUAAAAGGGCUAUCAUGCCUUAAGAUAUCUUACAAUCUUAGGUUUUCCAUAAUGCCACUAUCCAGAGCAGAUAUGUUAUACUCACAGAUGCAGCAAUUACAUACUACUACACACAAACGGACAUUUUGUUCCUCAAAGCCUCAUUUGCACACUUUUAUUGGUGAUAAACCUCCCUCUCCCUCACAAGCCAGAACCUUCAGUUCACAAGAGUUUUAGGGAAUUUAAGAUCCCGUCCUAUGUGCACUGUUGAUACUCAUUCAGCUGACUUUUUUUUUCUUCUGUUUAACUGUGAACAGUACAUGCAUUGCACAAAUCUUUUUUUUCUUUGUUCUACACCUUCAAAGUGACACACCUCACUGCACUCUCCGAUUGAAAGCUAUCUCCACACAGCUAAACAUGCCACGCCUGAAUGAGGUGAUAAGUAAUGAGAUGAUGCCUCUCUGUUUUAGCCUGUAGUGCUCUUACAGGUUUUCCCCCGUGAAAGCCAAAGACUUGCAAAGUGCCUGUUAUGGCAGUGAAAUGGCAUCACCCACAACUUAGCAAUUAACACGUUCAGGUUGACUUUAGUCUUAAAACAAGAUCAACUUUCCAAUUCUUUAUUAUUAGUCCACAAAUUCAGCCUGUGUGGAAGUGAAGAGGAAGUCGAGGCUGAGUAAUGGAAGCUUGAUUAAGAGCUGCAGCCUUUUUUAUUGGACUUAUGGAUACGAUGGUUAUGGUCUCUGCUGCCGUCAAUAUUAGUAGCCUGUGUACAAAAAUUGGAAUAAAUCAACGUGUGAUUUGAAAGCGUAGUCUUACUUAAACAGGAGCAAAGCUGUGACUAUCUGAUGUUAAAAUUAAUUAUUAAAAAUUUGCCAUUUUGUUCAUUAAUAUUACUGCUAUAGUUACUAUUAUUGUAUUUCCCAAACCAUUUGAAAAUAUUAGUACAUGAAUUUUGUUUUGUAAAUAUUUCCGUAGGUCUUUCAAAGGUGAAAUCCACCCAAAUCAUGAGAAUUCGUUUUUCCUGUGAGGUUUUCAUGGACUCCAGAUGCUACAGCAGGUGAUGAGUGACUGAAUUAUUUUCCUUUGCAUGUUUUUAUUUCCCAGAACCACAUCUACUCUAGUUUUAUUUCACACAGUUCUGGUGUGAAAUGUGAAAACGAUGGCACUGCAACCCACACAAAGACAAAAAUAGAGCUGGCUGUGCAUCAGUGCCUGAUUUUUUUUUAUUUAUUUAUUUUUGAUCAAGAACCUGGUCUCUGAAACAUAAAAAGCUGCAAUUUGGGUGGAUUACUCCUUAAUAAAACUGUAGUAAAAAACAGUAGUGAUCAUCAGCAAAAUACUGUUGUCACGUUUUACAUAGCUCUGCGUCAUUUGUUUUAUGGGUCUGUGAGGUUGCAGUUUCAUAACAGUUACACUGCUGUACAGUCAUUGCCUACACUACUUACUAUACUCUAUGUCGAGCCUACUUAUCAGUACGUCUCUGAAGACAGGAGCCCUGAAGCCUCCCAGACAGUCACCUGCUACAGGCUGUGGUGUACAUAUUUGUUUGUGGCUAUCGAAAGAGGUGUAUGUUGGACAACACAAAGCAGUGCCACUAUUGCUCUUGUUUGAUCCUAGUAAGCUGCAUGUCUUAAAAGCCUGCAACCGUCCAGAACUGCAUUUUGCCUUUGUCAGUCACAGUUCAGUUCCAGAGAGGACCUGACCAUGAAAAUGAAUGUUUAGACUGUGCAAACAUGGAAAAAACCAAACCCUUCCAUAUCAGUCUUAUUUUACGUCAAAUGACUUCUUCUUUUUCUUUUUUUAUUUCUGUGACUCUGUUGAAUAAAACUUGCCUUCAGAUGUGUUCUACUUAAACCUUUGGUAAAUAUUGUAGCUACUGCAAUUAAAUACAUGACAAUAAACAAGAUGUAAUAUGCUGCGUGUGUUUUGA